UUCCUCUCCUUUGCUGACUUGUCCCCCUUACCCUCCCCCCCUCCCUUGCUGUUAAACCACCACGAAGAAGCUCUUAAACCAACAAAGAAGAACUCGACGACCAGAGAGACGUAUUCCUCCAGAAGCCGAAACCAGUCGCCCCCCACCAACACACAAAACUUUCUCUUCUCAUAUGAAAGCCGAAGAGAGUGGAAGACAGAGAGAGCAACAGAAUCGAGAGACUGGGGAGAUGGCGGACAGCCGAGACCCGGCGAUCAAGCUCUUCGGCAAGACGAUCCCUUUGCCGGCCGGCGGCGAGGCCCCCGCCGUCUCUGGUGAUGAUGAACGAGAAAAAGAUGAGGCUAAGGGUAGUUCAGAUGAAGAAGCUACCCAUGAAUCCACGGACAUGGAUCAUGACUCUCCAAAUUCAGAAGAUAAAAGCGGGUCACCGAUAUCGUCCACAGCAAACGAGACCCCAAAAAAUUCUGCUGAUCAAGAGACUAUACCUGUGAAGAAUCUAAAGCCCGAAGAACAAAAGAAUGAAGUGAAUACCUCUCAAGAGAGAACUAAAAAGAAGCCCGACAAGAUACUUCCUUGUCCUCGGUGCAACAGCCUAGACACCAAGUUUUGUUACUACAACAACUACAACGUCAACCAGCCACGCCAUUUCUGCAGGAACUGUCAGAGAUACUGGACUGCUGGGGGCACCAUGAGGAAUGUGCCCGUGGGAGCUGGUCGACGUAAGAAUAAGAACUCCAUGUCCCAAUUUCGCCGCAUAACUCUAUCAGAUGCUGCUUUCCAGACCGCUGGACCUGAAGUUCCUGAGCCAAUCCAUCACACCCCACAAAAACCCAAUGGUACUGUUCUUAGUUUCGGCUCUGAUACCCCUCUCUGUGAAUCUAUGGCCUCUGUAUUGAAUCUUGCCGAGAAGACAGGGAACAAUUGUAAUCGAAAUGGGUUCCAUCGGCCAGAAGAGCAGAUGAUUCCAUUUCCUGCUGUAGAAAAUUGCGAUGAGCACUCGACUGGAUCUUCGGUGACAGCUUCGAAUUCUACUGAUGAUGGAAGUGGUGCUAAUAUGCAAGAGCCAGUUAUUCAAGACUGUCAAGGAUUUCCAUCUCGAAUCCCAUAUAUUAAUGGAUCACCUUGGCCAUAUCUCUGGAGUCCAGUUCCUGCUUUCUGCCCCUCGAGCUUUCCUGUUUCAUUUCACCCUGCACCGGCAUAUUGGGGUUGCCCGGUUGCUGGCACUUGGAGCAUCCCAUGGCUGUUGCCUCUUGCUUCUUCAGACAAUGGCUCUUCAGGAUCUGGACCCAAUUCUCCAACCUUGGGCAAGCAUUCAAGGGAAGGAGAACUGCUCAGCCAUACCAAUUCAGAGAAAGGAGGUAGUCCUAAGCAGAGCAAACAGGAGGGAUGCCUCUGGAUUCCUAAAACAUUGAGGAUCGAUGACCCCGAAGAAGCUGCAAAGAGCUCCAUAUGGGCAACCCUGGGUUUCAAACAUGACACUGCUAAUGGAGUUAGUGGUGGUGGGCUAUUCAAAGCCUUCCAGAAGAAGGUGGAGGUAAAGAAUCACACUGCAGAGACCUCCCCAGCCUUACAUGCCAAUCCUGCCGCUUUGUCACGGUCCCUCAACUUCCAGGAGAGCUCAUAGUGGAGCAGAAGGCUAUUGGGAGGUCUUUUGUACAUAUUACAAGUGACAUUUUAACUGAUUAGGUAAGUUGGCAAUACUGAGAUUUUGUGGGUGAAAUCAUUGUGGUGCAGUCACUGAUGCAGCCUCCUGUACUUGAGGAAGAUAGUGAGAGUAGCUCUGGUUUUCCCAUCAGAAGCCAUCUAGAAGUAGCUCAAGUGACUGUCAGUCCUGCAUGCAUAUAUCAAAAUGAGUGAGAAGAACAGAGUGAUGCAAAGAAGAAUCAGAUAUUUGUAGUUGUGCUUACAUAAUUUUAACAAACUUAAUAUCGUGCCUUUUAUCCCCCUUAUUUUAGCUCUGUGAACUGUCUCAUUUACUUUCCUAUGUGAUAUUUUAUGUCAAUAACAAGUUUGCUGAUGCUAUCUU
This is a messenger RNA of Elaeis guineensis (African oil palm), 2026 nucleotides long. RefSeq names its product cyclic dof factor 1. The record is from RefSeq and is a predicted model, not a curated record. Lineage: Eukaryota; Viridiplantae; Streptophyta; Magnoliopsida; Arecales; Arecaceae. Gene Ontology annotation, biological process: regulation of DNA-templated transcription. Gene Ontology annotation, molecular function: DNA-binding transcription factor activity; DNA binding.